AUGUCAAAACGCGCUUGUAAACGAGUCGACGAUCUGAUUGGCGAAAGGGAUCUCAUAUGGCUUCAUUUAAAACAAGAACUCGAAAACUAUGAGUACUGGAAAGACACGCCUUAUACCAAUUGGGAUAUCACACACUAUGACAGAAGCCUAUCAAACAAGUUGUUGAUCAACAAACGGGAUUGCCACAGACAUCUGAAAAGCGAUCUGGAUCUACUUCGUUCUGCAUUCGUUCACCAUGGCGAGAUAACAAAGAUGGUUGACCGGCUGAAGAAGGCUUUGGCGCAUAUAAGAAAAGACGAGCUGAAUGAGUACUUUUGGGAGCAUACUGCGAAGACCCUACAGAAAAAUCACCUUCAGCGACAGGAGCGAGAGGUCGUCAUGGAUACAGCUGUUCUUGGUAUAAAGAGCUCUUUAUUGGAACAACAUGCCCAGCAUUUAGCAGCAGCAUCUUCCUGCAAACGGCCUUGUGAUGCAUCACCCUCAUCUUCAGCACCUCCACCCAAAAAGACUUUAUGCUCAUCUCCAACAACAUUAUCAUCUCCAGGAGCACCUUCAUCCGCAGCAAUGUUGUCAUCUCUAGGAGCAUCUUCAUCCACAGCAACAUCGUCAUCCCCAACAGUAUCUUCAUCCGCAGCAACAACACCAUCAUCGUCAUCAUCCAUAACACCAUUAUCGUCAUCAUCCACAGCACCAUCAUCAUCGUCAUCAUCCACAGCACCAUCAUCAUCGUCAUCAUCCACAGCACCAUCAUCAUCGUCAUCAUCCACAGCACCAUCAUCAUCGUCAUCAUCUACAGCAACGUCAAAUACCCAGCCUGCUAUCAAUCUACUGGAGUCAGAUAGUAUCAUUUGUGACUCGGCCAUGCUUUCCAUCGCCACCGUUAUCAAAAGAAAAGCCCUUGUGAUACAUGAUCGAUAUCUGGGUGGUACAUUGCUCUCGUCCAGGCAGCGCAAAAUGAUGUCAAAUGGACUAUCAUCUAUCCUGGAUUUAGUGGAUCAGUCUUUGAGCUCGCAACGAUCAUUAUUCACUGUUGCAGAAUGGAAAAAUAUCAACACAUUGUAUCAAAACAAGUAUUCCAUUCCUCCAGCAUCACCACUACACCGAUCUUUACAAGAGACAUGGAUGAUAAUCGACAGCUCUGUGAAUAACUCGGGAAACAUCAAGCUGGGCCUUCUUUAUCUUUACAAGAUUUUCCCAAAGUACCACUCCUCCAAGCUUAUGCCAUCUCUUCGUGUUUUUGAACACAUUCUCAAUUUACUUGAUCAAGAACCCCAUUUGCUUCAAGAACAACCGAGUGUAUCAGUAUCAGAGGCUGACUAUAUUUCUUUCGUUUGGCUGCCCUUGUUUCGCCAUUUGUUUCAUUCUGGUUGCAACAUACGAAUCAAGACAGGUGAAACGGCAUUCCCUUUUUCGACACAUUGCAAACAAGAGCUUUAUCCUGGUGCGACCAAUAUGGUUGGAUUCAAAGUGGAUGUGCGCUUCGUUGUGGAUCUGGAGAAGAAUGAGCACGACAUUUGUUCAGUGGAAGCAUGCUGCAACGGUGACAAGGAUUCGAAAGUUGUGUCGGACGAAGGCAAGCUUAACCGUGAGAUGAAGGAUAACCUGGAUAACAUGAUCGCUAUGGUGGAAACGACAUCUCCCAAGCAAGAAUGCCAAUAUACAACAUGGGGCGUCCAGAUCAUUGGUCCAUCUUGCGUGAUUUCAUCCAUCCAUCUUUCAGACAGUGGAUUGUAUAUUGUUCUCCCUCGCUUUGACAUCACUUUGCCUCGAUCAAUUUGUGACCUCAAGCAUUUUGAAACCACCAUGAUUCAACUCCUCACAUUCCAGCAACAACUCCAAAAGUCGGCGGAUAGUAUUUUGAGUCAUCAUCAAGCUAGUAAGCAUCUUCGGUCCCUUAAUCAUAAUACGUCCAACAACGAGCGAACCCACAUCCAUCGACAACGUGACACAUGGUACACACCACCCGAGAAGACGUCAUCCAGGAUCCCAUUGAAUUUAACCAGCCUUUCACGACCAAGAUCUCUGACUGAAAAACUAUUGACUGUUGCUUGUGAGGAGUCCAUAUCUGCAUUGAUGCAACCAGCUGCUGCCCAAUCUGAAGAUGAUCUUGAUGCUGACGAAUUUGGAUGGAAAUAUGAUGGUGAAAUGUGGCAUAAUCGCAUAACAGGUGCAACAAGAACAAGCGACCCAUAUCAUGAAAGCGAAUAG
Lichtheimia ornata is the source of this 2208-nucleotide messenger RNA. RefSeq lists its product as uncharacterized. Lineage: Eukaryota; Fungi; Mucoromycota; Mucoromycetes; Mucorales; Lichtheimiaceae. The record is from RefSeq and is a predicted model, not a curated record. The transcript has 2 exons. The coding region runs from base 1 to 2208 and encodes 735 amino acids.